This is a messenger RNA of Xylona heveae TC161, 1262 nucleotides long. RefSeq lists its product as hypothetical. The record is from RefSeq and is a predicted model, not a curated record. NCBI's taxonomy places the organism in Eukaryota, Fungi, Ascomycota, Xylonomycetes, Xylonales, Xylonaceae. Gene Ontology annotation, cellular component: Sec62/Sec63 complex. The coding region runs from base 155 to 979 and encodes 274 amino acids. Gene Ontology annotation, biological process: post-translational protein targeting to membrane, translocation. The transcript is spliced from 3 exons.
CGGACAGUUGACGACGACAACAACAAAGACUCGAUUGUGUCCCCUACCCGGCUACGUCCUCUCCUUCUCUUUGACGGGACUAAAGUUCACCUCCGUCAUAUGCUGAGACUCCUUGCGCAGAAGCCUCGCAGGUGAAGGACCGCACAUCUCCAACAUGGUGGACUGGGUGAGCUUGGCGAUCCCAUUUGCCUACCUCGGCAUUCUAGUUGGAUCUCUUGCAACAUUUUCCUACCUCUACAGACAGAGGAAAGCAAACAAAGCUGCCUCGUUAGCGCCAUGGUUUGGCCCUCAUCUCCAGCGCAACAUCUAUCUCACACUUCUGCAUCUCGAGCCUGAGAGCACCGGCGAGAAGAAAGGACCUGCUGUUCCGGAGACGGUUUUGAAGGCUGCGCUUCUGCGACGAGCUACAGAAGAUGUACAACGCGUGAUAGCGGUCCGCAACGCCAAGCCUGCACUGACCACAUUGCUGCAGAGGGGCAGCGUCGGUGACGAUCUAUGGCAGCGGUUUUUGCGCGCGGAAAAGGAAAUUGAAGAGGAGCUGCGGGAUGUUAUUCAGGAGGCCAACGCAUUUACUCCCGGCUGGGGCGCAACAAUCUUCCAAAGUGCCAAUGAGAUUCACAACAACCAGACUGUGCGCAAGCGGAUCGAGGAGAUCCAAUCGCAGGCUGCUACCGAGCGCCAAUGGUGGGACAAGAAGCGCGAGAACACUCAGGCCCAAUUCAUGAAGGAACUCGAGAGUGAGAAACCAAGCACACCAAAGGCUAAGCCUACGGAGUCUCCGGCCAGCGGUAGUGUGACUGCGAACCCCAGUGCACCCGAGGCCCCCGCGGCUGCCGCUGCCGCUGCUCCUCAAACUGGAAAUACUGCUGGUAGUGAAGAAGACGCCGUACUUGUUGAAUCCGGCGGGCCUACUAUUGGGGCAGACUCCGCUGCCGGAGGUGGCGCGAAAGCCGGAAAGAAGAAGAAGGGCAAGAAAUGAAUGAAGCAUUUAAAGGUGAAAGGCGCGUUACUUGUGUCUUUUGGGUUUUCUCAUAUCAUUUAGGCUUCGAUUUUAUGGUUUCCUCUAUUUUCCAGUGUAGAUAUUUUAUACUUUUUCUUCCCACAGCAAUCCAAAUCUGCAUAAAUCUAUAUUUGCGAACCCUCUUCACGCCAUGAACCCUUUGUAUCCGUGGCCUGAUGUCUGUCAUGAAGCGGCGAUUGUUUUUCCCGUUAAUUUGAUGUGGUCAUUAUCUGGAAAUUUUCCUUACUGUAGUUAAGGGCAA